Molecule: messenger RNA, 1226 nt
Organism: Lycium ferocissimum
Lineage: Eukaryota; Viridiplantae; Streptophyta; Magnoliopsida; Solanales; Solanaceae
Product: myricetin 7/4'-O-methyltransferase 2-like
Exons: 2
Coding region: 72-989 (305 amino acids)
Biological process (GO): methylation
Molecular function (GO): O-methyltransferase activity; S-adenosylmethionine-dependent methyltransferase activity
Source: RefSeq, a predicted model, not a curated record
UAAGUUCUUCAGCAGUAAGAUGUGCACUUCAACUAGGCAUCCUUGAUGUCCUCUACAAACAUGGUAAGCCCAUGAGUCUUUCGGAUCUCUCUGCUGAACUUUCUAUCGUCAAUUCUUCAAAGGUUUCCCUCUUACCAAAUUUAUUGCGAUUCUUAGCGCAUAUUGGUUUCCUAAAUCAACACGAAGAUCACUAUUUUCUUACCCCAGCUAGUCACCUUCUUGUGAAAAAUGAGCCCUUCAAUGUUAGAUCAGUCUUGCUAAUGAACCACGGUCCAGUCAUUUCAAAAGCAUGGUCUGAGUUAAGUGCUUGGUUCCAAAAUGAUUCUCCUACUGCUUUUCAUACCGCUCAUGGAAAAGCUUUCUGGGAUUACAUUGUGGAUGAAGAACCCAGAGUACUAAGUGAUAUUUUCAACGAUGCAUUGGCUGGUGACUCGAGGUUUAAUACCAACAUGCUUAUUACAGAGUGCAAACAUGUGUUUGAGGGGGUAACAUCGUUGGUGGACGUUGGUGGUGGCACUGGUACUGUGUCAAUUGCAAUAGCCAAAGCUUUUCCUAACAUAAAGUGCACUGUACUUGAUCUCCCUCAUGUUAUAGGCGACUGCAAGGGAAGUGAGAAUUUGGACUUUGUGGGAGGAGAUAUGUUCGAUCAAAUUCCCGAUGCUAAUGCCAUCUUACUCAAGACUGUUUUGCACAACUGGGGGGAUGAAGAUUGUGUGAAGAUACUGAAGAAAUGCAAAGAAUCAAUUCCAAGUAGGGAAAAAGGAGGGAAAGUGAUAAUUAUAGACACGGUGAUGGAGGAGGAUCCAAAGCAAAGUAACGAUCAGUUUAUUCGGGCACAACAUAAUAUGAAUAUGCUGAUGAUGGUUCUUUAUGCUGCCAAAGAGAGAACUAAAAAGGAGUGGGAGAAGCUCUUCACGGAAGCUAAUUUCACUGAAUACAAAAUAAUUCCAGCUCUUGGUGUAAGGUCUCUCAUUGAAAUUUACCCUUAGCUUGAAGAAGUAGUUUUAUUAGCUAAUUGCACCAUCGUUUCCUUAAAUUGUAUGUAUAUGUUUUAGAGUGAUUAAAAGGAAAGGAAGUCUUAUAUAUAUGUCUGAGAGUGCUCGCAUGUUUCUUUAAUUUGUAAUGGUCUUGGGUUCACCAUCGCUCCGUUUAAAGUGUCUGUGUUCUGUUGUAUUAUAUUGGAUUAUUACUUUUAAAAAUACAUUAUUUGUCUUGAUGGCAACUUU